AUGCCACUGAUCGAAUCAGAUGUCCCGGCAGACUCAGAUGGUCUGCCGGACCGUCUCCCAUUUCCCCCGGUUACCUAUUCCCAUAUCAUGCAUUGUUCCUACCAUGACUGGCAUCCUCGCUACCGCACUCUGGCUCCAAAAUCGCGAGUAAUUCCUCUUCCAGAAACCUUUGUAUCCUACCUCCGCGCCGACGGCAUCGUUUUACCCACCGAACAAGCCCCACCAACAGACGAUGACGAUGAAGACACCUUCUCCGACGCCGGCGACGAGGCGGCACCCGACCCGUCCGCAGAGUGGCGGGAUAUUCACACGCAGAUUAAGGAAACCAUCAGCGAGUUCGGGGGCUGGGUCACGCCGAAGCUUAACUGGAGUUCACCGAAAGACGCAACUUUCAUGAACGCCACCAACGACACGAAGUGCCGCACGCCGAACGAUAUCUACCUCCUCCUGAAAAGCAGCGACUUCAUCACGCAUGACUUGGAACAUCCGUUCGAUGGCUGCGUUCCAGACACAACAACAGCAAAUGCCACUCCACCCCAAGUACCCUACCACCUCAUCCUCCGCAAAUACGUCAACUUCAACCCAUCUCUCGAAUUCCGGUGCUUCGUCCGCAAUCGGACCUUGCUCUGCAUGACCCAGCGGGACCCGAACCAUUUCGACUUUCUGUUCCCGAUGCGAGAUGCGUUGCGGUCUCGCAUCCAGUCCUUCUUCGACGAGAAGCUGCGGGAUACCUUCCCCGAUCCCAAUUUUGUGUUUGAUGUGUAUCUCCCGCCGCCGCAUCAGCGGGUGUGGUUGAUCGAUAUUAAUCCAUGGGCUCAGCGCACGGAUCCAUUGCUAUUCAGCUGGUUAGAAAUUCUACAGAUGAAGGACCCCGUGGGUAUUGUUGAAGAUGAUGAUGAGACAGAGGGCUUUGUUCGGCUCUCGCUUCAUGAUGGGAGUAUUAUUACCUCGGGCCCGAAUGGAAUCGACGAAGGCACCGAGUCGGAGGACGAGGAAGAAGAAAGUGGUGACGAUGGUGACGAUGACGAUCUUGCACCCUUUUUGCCGGAGCUCCGUCUGGUGAAGAAAGAUGAUCCGGAGGCAUAUGCGUUCAACUCGGCGCAGUACUCGGCGCAUAAGGUACCCAAGGAUGUGGUUGAUGCGUCUCUAGCUGGACCUGGUGGGAUGAGCGAGUUUAUGGGCCAGUGGCACCAGAUUUUGCAGAAACAGAUGGAUGAAGAGCGCGCGGCCGGCAGUGAGUCGGACUAA
Messenger RNA from Penicillium riverlandense, 1248 nucleotides. It is a transcript of the gene cdc123, whose product is annotated as cell proliferation protein CDC123. Bases 1 to 1248 code for a protein of 415 amino acids. The record is from RefSeq and is a predicted model, not a curated record. Lineage: Eukaryota; Fungi; Ascomycota; Eurotiomycetes; Eurotiales; Aspergillaceae. The transcript has 2 exons. Gene Ontology annotation, cellular component: cytoplasm.